AUGGAAAUGGACAGUAGAAUACAGCAACCAUUUCUCUGCGAAAAGUGGUCACGAAGGAGGAAGAGGGAGACUGCGCUGAGCCUCAAGGAGAGAGUAAACGGGCGGUGCACACCGAGCCAUGAUGAACGUCAACGACGGAAAGCGACAAACUGUCUAGGACUCCAUCUCGUUCAGUCACAGUGUGUCUAUUUUCGAGUACAUAAGAACAGAGAAAGAGAGGAAGAGAGCAGAGAGGAGGAAGCGGGCAGCAGCCAGCAGCAGGGCCAUCAUCAUGUGAUGGAGAAGGAGGAGGCGGCAAAAAAUGGAUGUUUCUUUUCUUUUUCUGUCGCUUCUUCUUCUUCUUCAAGCAGUAGAAACGAAGUAGUAGUAGAAGAAGAAGAACUGAGAGCUUGUACCUUUUGGUGA
Caenorhabditis briggsae is the source of this 405-nucleotide messenger RNA. Lineage: Eukaryota; Metazoa; Nematoda; Chromadorea; Rhabditida; Rhabditidae. The transcript has 6 exons. The record is from RefSeq and is a predicted model, not a curated record. Bases 1 to 405 code for a protein of 134 amino acids.